AUAACAUGAAUUAUUUGUAUAAUGUUGAUUUUUAUAAUGUAAUUGAAUUAAUUAUGGCAUGAUAUAUGAAUUAUUCCUUUUCUAACCUUGAUUUAGAUGAAUCUCUGAUAUCAUCGCUAGCAAAAUUAGGAAUUACAGAGCCAUCCCCAAUCCAGUACAGUUUAAUAAAGUCUUCUACAGAUGAAAACAGUAUCAUAUUUCAAUCAAAAUCUGGAACUGGGAAGACUGUUUCAUUGUGUAUAUUACUUAUAAACAAGAUUAUAAAGAGGAAGUUCUCAGAAAAUGAGAAUUCCAAAUCAUAUCUUGAGGAUUUAUCUCAUUUUCCAAACCCUCCAAGUAUUUUGUUUGGAGAAGUUGUGUUCAUAGUCCCUACAAGUGAGCUUGCAUACCAGAUUUAUCUCUUUUUCUCAUCACUUAAACAAUAUUUGGAAUGUGUAAAUCCUGUAUUAUUGACAUCUGACUCAAAAUUAUUGGAACUAAUAAACCGCCUGAAAACUAACGAAUUCAAUAUCGUUAUUUCAACUCCUGGAAAGUUUAUAACAAUCCUUAAAAAGAAACCAAAAGAUAAUGAAACUGCUGAAUUCGGUAUAAAGUCAAAUCAUUUGCUUCUUAAAACUAAUUUACUCAUAUUCGAUGAAGCUGAUUUACUACUUGAUGAUCACUUUCUUGGACAAACCAGAUACAUAUGUAACAAGGUAGUUAACCCCUUUGUACAAGUGAUAGCAGUUUCAGCAACAUUCAUGAAACCUCAGUUUAAGUCAUUUGAAGAUAUGAUAAACCAAAUCGAUGUAAAUUACAUAGAUAAAUUUACAAAUUUGGAAGUUGAGGAUAAUAACAAUAAUGUUGAAUCUUUGGUUAAAGUUGAGCCCAGAUUAACAUAUUUCCUUAGGCACCUACUAAUUUCUAAAAGAAUAUCAAAAUCCGCUGAUAUUUUUGAAUAUUUAUCAACAUAUGAAAGGAAAAUAACAAAAAUUAUAUUAUCAACCAGUUACUUGAGCAGGUACAUGGAUCCUAAAACCGCUGGCUCAAAUAAGGAAUCAUAUUACCUAACCUCUGAAACUACAGAAACUAUGGACCAGGAAAUUGAUUUAAACCCUCCAAGUUUGGUUCUUGAUAAGGUUAAAUUCUACAUGGGAAGUGUUCCAGACGCUCCAAAUAUUGUUAUGCAAAUUGGGCUUAAAGUGGAGGUAGUCGCCAGGGUUCUGUUUAAUGUUGAUUAUAAAAAGUGUAUUAUCUUCUGCAAUCAAACCCAUACAAGAGUCCAAACAUGCAAACUCCUCCAAAGUCUAGGGUUUCAGUGCUACAUUAACAGCUCAAGACUGUCCCAUGCUGACAGAAUGAAGAUGUUUGAGUACAUCUCAAUAGAUAAGGUGAUUAUCCUGUGCACGGACAUAAUGAGUAGAGGAAUUGGCUUUCCAAACGUAGACCUGGUUAUAAAUAUGGACAUGCCAAGCUCAAAAGAGGUGUUUUUACAUAGAUCAGGACGCUCAGGUAGAUUUGGAGCCAGAGGGACGUGCGUGUCAGUUUGCAUGGAAUCAGAAGUUGAAACUUAUAAAUAUUUCAUGUACUCACUUAAUUUUAAAUCAUUACCAGUAGAGGAGCUGCACAACAGUGAAUAUCAGGAGUCUGUUUCUACAAUAUUUAAGAAUUCAGUCAAUUUUACCCCUUUAUUCCAGCCAGAGUCUGACCUUUCAAAGAUUAUUAGCCCUACUCUUACCACCUGUAUGAUGGAUUUUGAACCGUUUAAAUUCAAGGUUUCAAUAAUUGGACUGGUUUCUACAAAUUACUUAAGGAUAUUUAACCCUGAUGCUUCUAGAACAUUUAUGUACUUUGAGGCGAAUGGUUCAGAAUUAUCUGUUUACAUUAGAACCCUCGAAGAUGGAUUUUCCUCAUUCGAAACUAUCUUUCAUUUAGAUGUUCCAAAAAUAUUAGUUUAUAUCGACAAGCAUAUCCACAAAGAUCCAGAAUUUUAUAGAAAUAAGUCUGAUGUAACUCACAUCAUUUUAGAAACAAGUAACACUUCACUUUUAAUUACACUCUUCGCAUUUGAGUUUUAUAAAAUACUAACCUGCUCCAGUAAUAAUUUGUUGGAAUUCGUUCCAGUUGAAUUAGAAUCACGUUGUAACAUAGAUUACCAAGACUUAGAGUCUGUAUUGGACAAUAUUCCAAACUUAACCUGUAAAAUAGGAACUGAAGAGGAACUUUCACUGCUUUUCAGCACGCUCACACUAGACCAAAGGUCUAUUAAGAGCCAUACUGUAAAAUAUUUUAUUCAAAAAAUGAAGUUUGAUAGAGAUUUUAAUGGAUUAAUUUAUGUGUACACUGUAUAUUCAGAGAAAAUACAGCCAAGUAAAGACUCACAAACAAAAAUUAUGGCUUUUAACCCACACACAGUUAGCAGAUACUUUCUGUCAAAGCAUGUAUCACACUGGAUGAGCUUAGAAACUUAAUAUAUUAAAACUUAUAAA
Messenger RNA from Theileria parva strain Muguga, 2468 nucleotides. RefSeq names its product DEAD/DEAH box helicase family protein (gene DHH1). NCBI's taxonomy places the organism in Eukaryota, Apicomplexa, Aconoidasida, Piroplasmida, Theileriidae. Gene Ontology annotation, biological process: maturation of SSU-rRNA. The transcript has 2 exons. Gene Ontology annotation, cellular component: 90S preribosome. The record is from RefSeq and is a predicted model, not a curated record. The coding region runs from base 66 to 2450 and encodes 794 amino acids. Gene Ontology annotation, molecular function: ATP binding; RNA helicase activity; nucleic acid binding.